GCGAUGCUUCGGCUGGGCUGGACGGCGCGGCCGUUGGCGCUGCCGCUCGGAGCUCCUGCUGCUGCUGCCGCUGUUGCUGCUGCUCCCUGGCCCCGCCGGGGAGGAGGACGAUGCGGAGGCUGGAGGAGAAGCGAGGCGCCGAGGAGGACGAGCCCCAGGAGAUCCGGCCGCUGCCUCCUCCUCCGCCGCCGCCGCCGCCGCCCUCGCCCUCCUGCUGCGGCCGGAGCCUCCGCCGCCUCGUCCCCGUCGGCGCCUGGCGAGAGGCCCGCGAGCUGGUCCAGAUCGGCGGCCCCGUGUUUGUGGCGCAGCUUCUGGGCUUCCUGAUCAGCGUGGUGAGCUCCAUCUUCUGCGGCCACCUGGGCAAAGUUGAGCUGGAUGCCGUCACCCUCGCUGUAUCGGUCAUCAAUGUGAUUGGCAUUUCCGUGGGCACCGGAUUGGCAUCUGUCUGUGACACUCUCAUGUCCCAGACGUACGGGAGCAAGAACGUGAAGCGCGUGGGCACCAUCCUGCAACGGGGGAUCCUCAUCCUGCUCCUCUUCUGCUUCCCCUGCUGGGCCUUCUUCAUCAACACGGAGCAGAUCCUGCUUCUCUGCAGGCAGGACCCAGAAGUCUCCAGGUUGACUCAGGUUUACGUGAUGAUAUUUAUUCCAGCACUCCCAGCAGCUUUCAUCUAUCAGCUACAAACCCGCUACUUGCAAAGCCAGGCUAUCCUCCUGCCCCAGGUGAUCACGGGCGUCGUGGCCAAUAUCCUGAACGUGAUCAUGAACACCGUCUUCCUUUACUCCUUUGGGCUGGGAGUGGUGGGCUCUGCGUGGGCCAACACGCUGUCUCAGAAUUUGCAGGCCCUCCUCCUCUUCCUGUAUGUGUGGUGGAAGAAGAUACACAAGGAGACCUGGGGAGGCUGGACGCUCGACUGCUUGCAGGAGUGGGGCUCCUUCGUCCGCCUGGCCCUCCCUAGUAUGCUGAUGAUCUGCAUCGAGUGGUGGACAUUUGAGAUCGGCAGCUUCCUGGCAGGCAUGAUCAGCGUGGUCGAAUUGGGCGCUCAGUCCAUCAUCUACGAACUGGCCACGGUCGCAUAUCUGCUACCGCAAGGCAUGAGCGUUGCCUCCAGCGUCCGAGUGGGGAACGCCCUGGGGGCCGGUGACGUCCAGCAAGCCAAACUGUCCUGCAUCACGGGGCUCCUCUGCACGGGUGUGUUUGCUAUGGUGUUUGCUGGCCUCCUGGCAGCCGUAAAGGACGUGGUAGCCUACGUCUUUACCAGCGACAGAGAGAUCAUCGCCCUGGUUGCCAAAGUGAUGAUGAUUUUCGCCCCUUUCCAUCUGCUGGAUGCAAUAGCGGCCACGUGCGGCGGAAUACUGAGAGGAGCCGGAAAGCAGAAGAUUGGUGCCAUCGCCAACGCCAUCGGCUAUUACACCAUUGGGCUUCCCAUUGGCAUCACACUUAUGUUUAGGUACAAGCUUGGAGUGAUAGGCCUGUGGACGGGGCUGAUCGUGUGUAUCUCCCUCCAAGCCGCCUCUUUCCUGGUCCUUGUCCUGCGAGCCGACUGGAAAAAGGCCUCAGAAGAGGCUCAGAGCCGAGCAGGGCUGACAGCCAGACUACAGACCGGCAGUUCUGAGGACAUUUCUGCUAAUAAACCGGUGCCCUUAGCCUACCUCACGAUGGAAACUGAGGUCCCCAAUGGGGAUGCUCUCAGCGGCAUGGACCACGUGAUGGAGCACCCGCCGCAAGACCAGCUGAUUCCCCCGGAAGAGCUCACUUCGUCUCGCGUGGAAGUCUUGUCCGGGAAGCAGCUCCUAUUGCACCGGGGGCUGGCUGUGGCGUUGGCCGUCGCCGUUUUGGUCGCAGGCGUCCUGAUCCGCCUCCUGUUGCAGAACGGGUAAGGCGCUGAGGGGCGGCAGGCGGACCCCGUCGAGGACAGAAGACGGCUGGGAACUCUCUUCAAUUCUGGAGGAACCCCUUCCCUUCCUGGGGCUCGGCCAGGUGUGUGUCGCACAAAAGAGAACCAUUUAGCCAGUCGCCCUUGGCCUGAAGGAUGGGGGAAUAUUUCCUGGGCUGGCCUGAGCCACUCUGCUUUUGUUGGGAAGAGUUGGCCAACUCAAGAAAAGGAUAAUUAAUCGGAUGCCACUAUGAGGAUGUUCAAGCGAUGGGCCACUGUUACUCAGUUCUUCUUUUCCUGGAAGUUUAUUUUCAGCCAGACUUUCCCUCUCGCAGCUCAAAG
Messenger RNA from Podarcis muralis (Common wall lizard), 2218 nucleotides. Its product is annotated as multidrug and toxin extrusion protein 2-like. Gene Ontology annotation, molecular function: antiporter activity; xenobiotic transmembrane transporter activity. The record is from RefSeq and is a predicted model, not a curated record. Gene Ontology annotation, biological process: xenobiotic detoxification by transmembrane export across the plasma membrane. Gene Ontology annotation, cellular component: membrane. NCBI's taxonomy places the organism in Eukaryota, Metazoa, Chordata, Lepidosauria, Squamata, Lacertidae.